Molecule: messenger RNA, 2148 nt
Organism: Syngnathus typhle (broad-nosed pipefish)
Lineage: Eukaryota; Metazoa; Chordata; Actinopteri; Syngnathiformes; Syngnathidae
Gene: itprip
Product: inositol 1,4,5-trisphosphate receptor interacting protein
Exons: 2
Coding region: 207-1784 (525 amino acids)
Cellular component (GO): membrane
Source: RefSeq, a predicted model, not a curated record
UCCUUAAACUUGGGCGUGACUUCCGCGUCUGGGUGGAGCGCCUAAACAGGAAAUGUCAGCAAUCGUUCCCAAAUCGCCUCAGCAAGCCUGAACGACGACCACGUAAAGAAUACCACCAUGAUAGCAAGAAUAUAUCACGUCAAAGGAAAUGAGCUUCAAGGUUCUUUUGAAGACCCUUAGAUGCGUUUACCAAAAGCAAGCCGAAGAUGCAGGGAGCCAUCGCGAGGGUGUGUAUGGUCGUCGCCGCCGCCAUUCUGAACCACCCCUCGCUGUUUCCGCAAGAAAACGAAACCAUCGUAGAGCAGGAUGAAGAGUUGAUGGUACGCAUGCGGGAGCAUGCGGAGAGGUUGGAAAGGGAACGAGCCAAGUUGGAGGCGGAGCUCUCGCAGGUGGAUGAGAAGGAAGCCGAUGAUGGCUCGGAAGAAGGUUACAGCUGGUACUUCUGGGGCACCGUGUCCUUCGUGGUGUUCUUGGCCAUUGAGAUGAGCAGGGUGGAUAUGGUCGAGUCGGACUCGAGGUCGCUGGACGAGGAUGAGGAGCUUUCUACCGGCGCGGUGGUACUAGACAAGGACAUCCUGAGCCACUUCUGCGACCGGUGGACUUACAACUCGUCCCACGACGCCGGAAGGAUGAGAGAGUUCGUGGAGGGUUUUGCCGACGACCUCCUGGAAUCCCUCAGGAGCGUUUCCGAUCAGGAGGCGGACAUGGAGGUGGGGGACUUUGUUGGAAUCGGAAGUAUGUUCGAGUCUUGGCAAGUGCGCAAGCCUCCGACGUGCGACCUCGUGGUGCCGUUAUCGCCUCCGGAUCCGCUGGACUUCCAGCUCAACGUCUGGUGCCAACCGUCGAGCGACGUGCCUCCCGACAGGCAAGGCUGUGGAACCGUCCAGGUGAGCCGCUUCGGGGACCAUGAGGGUGGAUGCCUGUGUGGUUCCGCCAACCUGGGAGAGGACAUGUUGUGCUUACUACACAGUAAAAGCGAAACGGGGCAGGUCGUGGAGCGCAAUCUCGAGGAGCUGCUCUGCUCCAAACAAAGGCCGCUCUUGGCCAAGGAUGGAGUCAUGAAGUGGUUUCAGGUGUCCCUCACCAAAGCGUGGGGGCGCAUCUCCCACAAGUAUGACUUUGAGGUCACGUUUCGCAGACUGGACGCACCAGGCGCCCUCAAGGUCCGAUUCCCUUCGGGCAAAGCCGUCAUGGUGAACAUCAUACCGGCCAUCCAGUUGGUGGACACCGAUGCUUAUCUGGUCUCACACUUCCCCUCGGAAAACGACGCACCCCCAGACCCGUUCUGGCCUCUCUCGCUUGCCGUCUACGAGAGGAAUCUGCUGAAACACGUCGCCAAAUUGCUACCUCGACAUUCCUGCCAUCUGCACUGCCUUCAGGUGGUCACCUUCCUCCACAGGAAGCAGACGACCCUCACGGGGGGAACCGCUUUGACCAACUACCACUGGAAAACCGUCCUGUUGCACCUGUUGCUGCUCAACAAACCGUCCGAGUGGACCGCCGACAAAACCGAGAGUAGACUGCGAGACGUGCUCGGCUUCAUGCGCGGGAGCCUCCGGGAGAAGAGACUCCAUCACGUCUUGAUCGGGAACGGCAGAGUGCCACCAGAGAUCCGGCUUCCGGAGACGUUCCGCAAAGCGGCUCCACUCAAUCUGUUUCGAGGGUUGGUGUUGAAAAGGGACCUUUACGCGGGGUCAGUGCGCCACCUGGAGGAGAUGUUGAGCAACGCAGCCAUGCUUUUACAAGAGUACGCUCCUCUCUCCUCAUCAGGCCUGGAUUAUUAGAAUGAAUUAAAAUGGUAGACUUAAAGCACUUAUUUUUAUUUAUGGUGCAUAUAUUGACGUGUAUUGCUGUAGCUGCGCUGUACGAUCAAAAGUAUUUGGACACUCUGAAUGAAUUCCAAGUUUCUCCUGGUUGUCUACAAAUUCAUUUAUAACAUCAAGUGUCCCAAUACUUUUGUCCAUAUAGUGGACUAUUCAGCAAACGAUUUUCAUUUGAAGGAGAGGAUCUUGUGAAUAUCUGAGCGAUGUGUGGGGUGUUUUGUUGACCCCUAAUAUAGGAAUGCAAAAUACCUCAUUUUGAUGGCAGCUAUAUAGAUUAUUGUCAAAAUUAUAUUCAACCUCAACCAAUAAAAUCUCUUGUUUCUUA